Messenger RNA from Notolabrus celidotus (New Zealand spotty), 2043 nucleotides. RefSeq names its product spermidine synthase (gene srm). The record is from RefSeq and is a predicted model, not a curated record. Gene Ontology annotation, cellular component: cytosol. Gene Ontology annotation, biological process: spermidine biosynthetic process. The transcript is spliced from 8 exons. Bases 120 to 989 code for a protein of 289 amino acids. Gene Ontology annotation, molecular function: spermidine synthase activity. Lineage: Eukaryota; Metazoa; Chordata; Actinopteri; Labriformes; Labridae.
GCGAGCCAUCAAGUUUAGCUGUCAGAAAACGGUGAAGUGUCAGAUCUUUGUCGUAAGUUACUCACGUCGCCACACUUACAGAAACAUUACUGUUGCGUGUGUGGCUGUCUGGAGCCAACAUGGACCACAUUCAAAAAGGAUGGUUCACAGAAAUGUGCACGUUAUGGCCGGGCCAAGCCAUGAGCCUCCAAGUCGAAGAGGUCCUCUACCACAAGAAAUCCAAAUUUCAAGAUGUUAUGGUUUUUAAGAGUAAAACCUAUGGUAAUGUCUUGGUGCUGGAUGGAGUGAUCCAGUGCACAGAAAGAGAUGAGUUUGCAUAUCAGGAGAUGAUUGCCAACCUUCCCCUGUGCAGCCACCCCUGCCCCAAGAAGGUCCUGAUUAUUGGCGGAGGAGAUGGCGGUGUACUAAGGGAAGUUGUGAAGAAUCCUCUGGUGGAAUCGGUCAUUAUGUGUGAAAUAGAUGAGGAUGUCAUCAAUGUGUCAAAGAAGUACCUCCCAGGGAUGGCCAAAGGGUUUUUCAGUCCCAAGCUUACCCUUCAUGUAGGAGACGGCUUUGAAUUCAUGAAGCAGAACCAGGAUGCCUUUGAUGUCAUAAUUACUGAUUCAUCAGACCCUGUUGGACCUGCUGAGAGUUUGUUCAAGGAGUCUUACUAUCAGCUGAUGAAGGCAGCAUUGAGAAGUGAUGGAAUACUUUGUUCCCAGGGAGAGUGUCAAUGGCUCCAUUUGGAGCUGAUAAAGGAGAUGCGAACCUUCUGCAAGACCCUAUUCCCAGUGGUGGACUAUGCCUACGGCACCAUCCCAACUUAUCCCAGUGGCCAAAUUGGAUUCAUGCUGUGUAGUAAAAAUCCUGCAACAAAUUUCAAGGAACCAGUGAAAGCCUUGUCAAAUGAAGAAAUGGAAAAUAUGAGCCUUAAAUAUUACAACCCUGAAAUUCACAAAGCAUCAUUCGUCCUCCCUGAGUUUGCAAGAAAGGUACUGAAUGACGCAUGACCAGCAUCAACAAACUAACUCAGUCCCCCUCUACCUGGCCCUCAAACCACUAAUAAACAAUUUUGUCCUACAGCGUCAGCUCCUCCUCAACAAGCUCAGUGCCACUGAAAAGAGAAGCCUCUUAAAGAUUUUAUAAUGGGGGCAGAGUGGGUCGAAGCUUGCUGACGUAUACAGAGAAAGUGUUAGUGUGCUUGGAUGUUCCCUUCCUUCAGUCUUACACACUCUAGAUGUUAAUUUAUUCACAGGACUUAAUUGGUUCUUCAUUUUUACUCUGUAAAUAUCUUAUCAGCAUUUUAUGAAGAGCAGUUUAAGGGGCUGGGCUGAGUGGGGAGAGCAUUGCCAUCAGAAUCUGACCUCAUGCUGAAACGGUGUACUGUUUAUUGGAUUCAUUGCAUCCACCCAUUAUGCAAUAUAUUACAUACCAUAUAGAGCAUGUUUAUGUAAUCUAUUGCUGUACUUUUUAUUUGUAAUGUAUAUUAUCAAUCUGUGCUCAUAGGAAAACAGAUGCCAUCUGUCAUGACUGUAUAUCCAUAAUAAUGUGUCUACAUAUGAACCCUAUAGUGCCUCAAAUUGGUUGCUCCUUGUUGAAAAAGAAAGAUUACUUAUCAUGUUGUACCAGGCAGAUAGUGUCCUAGACAAAUAGCUUAUGUGCUUCGAGUAGUUCAUAAAAUUGUCCCUUUGAACUUAAACAAACCAAACAUGAAAGAAGUUGAAAUGAUUUAAUUGAUUCUCAUCUUUGAUUUGUGAUUUCAAGUAGAAGAAUUAAUGAUGUGAAGUGAAAUUGAGGAUGGCAUUGGAGCUCAGCAGUGCAGGAAAAUGUAUUUGAAAUGGGAAUUCAUUAUGCAAUCAUACUUGCAGUAUUGGGGGAUUGACUACUAGUAGUGAGCUUCAACUGUAGUAAGCCUGUAUGCUGAGUCAUUGCAUCAUCUAUCACCUUUAGUUACCUCUUAAGUUGUCAAUCCACGUUGAAUGUUUAUUGAGAAAUGGUGUCAUAUACCUGAGUGAUGAUUUGGGUUUUUAUAAAGCUAAUAAAUUGGAAACAUACAAUGGUUAA